CCGCCAAAAAAGAGGAAUAAAUUAUUUCGGAAAUUAAUAAAAAUAUCAAAAAAAAAAAAGGAACAAGUUUCAAUCUUUGGAUUGGUGCUUCACUUAGCCACCAAGUGUGUAACUUUCAGGUCAAUUUUCCGAUCAUAGCUUUUUAGGGUUCCGUUGACUUCAAAUUGACAUGGCUAAUUCCUCAAUCUCAGCUCUUCUUCUUCUUAUCCUUGUAAUCGCUAGUUCCGUCAAUGGAGGAGAUCAAGAGUAUUCACGUCAAUUGCUAACAGAAGCUUUGGGUGAUAAAGAAUGGUUAGUCUCUAUAAGAAGACAAAUCCAUGAAAACCCAGAACUCCUUUUCGAGUUACACAAAACCAGUGCUCUGAUUCGUCGCGAGCUUGAUGAAUUAGGGGUUUCUUACUCUUACCCGGUUGCGAAAACCGGAAUUGUAGCUCAAAUCGGAUCCGGUUAUCCUCCGGUUGUUGCUCUCCGUGCUGAUAUGGAUGCUCUUCCCUUGCAAGAACUUGUUGAGUGGGAUCAUAAGAGCAAAAUCGACGGAAAAAUGCAUGCUUGUGGUCAUGAUUCACACACCACCAUGCUCCUUGGUGCUGCUAAAUUGCUUAGCAAACGUAAACAUAAGCUUAUUGGAACUGUGAGGCUUCUUUUUCAACCAGCAGAAGAAGGUGGUGCUGGUGCUUUUCAUAUGAUAAAAGAAGGUGCUUUGGGUGAUUCUGAAGCAAUAUUUGGGAUGCAUGUUCAUACUGGCUUACCUACAGGAGAAUUAGAAACAAUCUCGGGUCCUGUUAUGGCAUCCACAAGCAUUUUCAGUGUAAGAAUAAGUGGAAUAUUACCGGCUUCUUCGGAGACAUAUGCUUGUGUUGAUCCGGUGUUGGCUGCAUCAUCUACCAUCUUAGCAUUGCAACUUAUAGUCUCCAGAGAAGUAGAUCCUCUCUUAAGCCAUGUGCUGUCUGUUACAUUUAUGAAAAGUGGCGGUUCUGAGUUUGAUGUGAUUCCGGCAUAUGUAGAAUUUGGGGGAACUUUGAGGAGUCUUACAACUGAUGGCAUGAACUUGUUGAUAAAGCGGUUGAAAGAGGUGGUUGAAGGAGAAGCUGAAGUUCAUAGAUGCAAAGUGGAUAUAGAUAUGCAUGAAGACGAUCAUCCUAUGUAUCCAGCAACAGUGAACGAUCACAAGCUACACGAAUACGCUGAAAAAGUUUUGAAACUCUUGCUUGGACCCGAGAAAGUGAAACCGGGUGGCAAGGUAAUGGCGGGUGAGGAUUUUGCUUUCUAUCAACAAAAAAUACCCGGUUACUAUCUAGGGAUCGGUAUCAGAAACGAAGAAAUCGGUUCUGUACAUAGCGUUCAUUCGCCUUAUUUCUUCCUCGACGAGAAUGUGCUUCCCAUUGGAUCAGCAUCGUUUGCUGCCUUAGCUGAGAUGUAUCUACAAGAGCAUCGGAAUCAAACUAAGUCUGGAGAUUGAGAAAGUACUAAAGAAAGCUUUAGAUCUAAGUCUCUUAGUUAGUUGCCUUCAUAAGUAAAUGCUAUCUUUAUGAAAUUACAACUUCAAGAAAUCAAUUGUGGUUUAAUAAAAUUGUAAGUAAUGGGUCUCACAUUGUAUGUGUCUGAGUCAUCCAAAACGAUGCAGUUUGAUUUUGAGAUACCGACAAAAAAAAGCAGGUAAAUUUUUAUGAUAAUAAUAAGCAAAUGAAGUGACAUUUGAACCUA
Arabidopsis lyrata subsp. lyrata is the source of this 1704-nucleotide messenger RNA. RefSeq names its product IAA-amino acid hydrolase ILR1-like 3. Gene Ontology annotation, cellular component: endoplasmic reticulum. The coding region runs from base 170 to 1459 and encodes 429 amino acids. Gene Ontology annotation, molecular function: IAA-Ala conjugate hydrolase activity. The record is from RefSeq and is a predicted model, not a curated record. Gene Ontology annotation, biological process: auxin metabolic process. Lineage: Eukaryota; Viridiplantae; Streptophyta; Magnoliopsida; Brassicales; Brassicaceae. The transcript has 5 exons.